AUGAAUCAAUUGCCUGAGUGUUUAUAUCAUAUACCAAUAGCAAUUGUACCCAAAUAUUUAGAAUUGAUUAUUAUGCGAGAAUGUGCAUCAAUAAAUGGCCGGGCCCCUCCAGAUUUACAUCUUUUCUAA
Messenger RNA from Diversispora eburnea, 129 nucleotides. The record is from the annotation of a GenBank genome assembly. NCBI's taxonomy places the organism in Eukaryota, Fungi, Glomeromycota, Glomeromycetes, Diversisporales, Diversisporaceae.